GUGUCAACAUAAACAUGUUUACAGAGGCAAGGGAAGGUAGCAAAUUUAAAGAAAUUAAGUUAGAGUAAAAUUGAAAAAUAGCUGCGGCAUAUCUCUAUUUUGAAUACUCGUUUAAGAUGAAUGAACAUGUAAACAUCACUUACAAAGACUUUCCAUAUAUUUGUCGUAUCUGUUUGACUGUGGGAGAUUUGAAACCAAUAGUGGAUUCUACAAGCCUGAAAAUUUUUAAUAUUGUGACUGAAAUCGAGAUUAAGGAAGAUGAUGACCUUCCAAAGAAUUUGUGUGUGCAGUGUAUGCAGUUUCUCCAUGAUAUUUUAGAUUUUGCAAAUAAGUGCAAAAAUAGUGAUGGUCUUUUGAAAUCAGCAUUGGAGAAAGAAAAAAAUAAAGAUUAUAAAUCAGAUUCCAAUGACAACUUUGAUGAAGAUUAUCAAUGUGAAGAUGAUGAUGAAGACGAUGAAGUAAAAUCUGAAGAUUUAAAUUUCCAUAUUAAGGAAGAAGAUGAUGACUGGAACUGCAAAAAAAUUGUCAAAAAGAAACGAGGUAGAAAGAGAAAAGUUCUAAAGGAAAAACCAAUACGCCAGGCUCGGAAAAGAGGGCCAAAACCCAAGCAUAUUGACUCAGAGAAUGAAGAAAAUCUAGAUGAUUCCAGCAGCAAAAUACCAGUGUGUUCUGCAUGCUGUAAUACAUUUACCAGUAAAGCAAAAUUAUGUCAACACUACAAAGAAAAUGAGUCAUGUCGUCCAAAAAAUUUCAAGUUAUUUAAAUGUGAAGUCUGUGAAAAGGAAUUUUCAACAAUAAGAAGAAGAAAUGAACACAUGAACAUCCACACAGGUGAAACCCCAUACAUUUGUACUUACUGUGGAAAAGGGUUUCAGUUAUAUCCAGCACACUUUAAACACGUCUAUAGGCAUCGUUUAGCUCUUGGAGAAGUUGAACUAAAGCCAGGCUAUACUGAAAAACGGGUCCGGCUAAAUUUAAAAUGUGACCUGUGCCCUAAAGUAUUUGCAAGCAGGUCUGGAUUUGCAAAUCACCUACUAAUUCAUCAAGGUGUGAAAAUACAAUACAAAAAAAGGACUAAGAAAGAAGGAGAGGUUAAAUUGAAAAAUUACCUUUGCAACUACUGUGCCAAAAGUUUUCAUACAAAGGUGCAGCUCGAUGGGCACAUUAGGGGCCAUACAGGAGAAAGACCUUUCAGUUGCAGUUUCUGUGGUAAAUAUUUUAAAACAAAGGCAGCUCUGAAAACCCAUGAGCAAAACCAUCUUGGCACCACCCCAAAGAGAUUCGAGUGCGAUAUUUGCAACAAACCGUUUUCUUUAAAGGCCCAUUAUGAAGUGCACAAAAGGACCCACACCGGUGAAAAACCAUUUUCGUGUCAUUUUUGCGGAAAAUGUUUUAACUAUAGGGGGACUUGGAGAAUACAUCUAAGGAUACAUACGGGUGAAACACCUUAUGCCUGUCCCGUGUGUGGUAACAGAUAUCAUGAUAAAAGCAGCCUAAAUAAACAUCAGAAAAAAAAGAACCAUGAGGGUAAAGCUAUUGUCCAAGAGAAACUUUUACUCUGAUAGAUACAGAUUAUAUAUUUUGAAAACAAUAGAAGCAGGUGAAGGUGAAAGUGAUGGUGUAAUUGUAAAUUAAUGUGUGCUUGUAGAUAGUUUCUAGUAAUUAUUAUUAAGGAGAACUUAUUGUUAUGUGCAGUGAGUUUAGUGAAUAAAAUUAAU
Cylas formicarius (sweet potato weevil) is the source of this 1718-nucleotide messenger RNA. Its product is annotated as zinc finger protein 624-like. Gene Ontology annotation, molecular function: zinc ion binding; RNA polymerase II cis-regulatory region sequence-specific DNA binding; DNA-binding transcription factor activity, RNA polymerase II-specific. Bases 117 to 1562 code for a protein of 481 amino acids. The record is from RefSeq and is a predicted model, not a curated record. The transcript is spliced from 6 exons. Gene Ontology annotation, biological process: regulation of transcription by RNA polymerase II. Gene Ontology annotation, cellular component: nucleus. NCBI's taxonomy places the organism in Eukaryota, Metazoa, Arthropoda, Insecta, Coleoptera, Brentidae.